AUGGCAGGCAAGGCCUCCGUCGUUGCGCUGUUCCUGGCCGUGAACCUGGCGGUGUUCGCUAUGGCCAGCGCCAGCGGUGGCGACUGCCCCACGCCGCCGACGCCGUCGACGCCGACCCCGACGCCGGCCUCGUCCGGCAAGUGCCCCCGCGACGCGCUCAAGCUGGGCGUGUGCGCCAAUGUUCUGGGCCUGAUCAAGGCCAAGGUGGGCGUGUCGCCCACGGAGCCAUGCUGCCCGCUGCUGGAGGGGCUCGUCGACCUCGAGGCCGCACUCUGCCUCUGCACCGCCAUCAAGGGCAACAUCCUCGGCAUCAAGCUCAACCUGACCGUCGACCUCAGCCUCAUCCUCAACCACUGCGGCAAGAGCGUGCCCACCGGAUUCAAUGCGCUGCAGGGCAGGGGCUUGCAACUUGAGCCAUGGCAUCCAAGGCCGUCCUCUUCGUGGCUCUCAACCUCCUGUUCUUCACAGUGGCCAACGCCUGCGGAAGCUGCCCGACCCCAACGCCGCCACCGCCGCCGCCUCCUGCUACCCCACCCCUCCAUCCGCGGUAAGUGCCCGCUGAACGCGCUCAAGUUCGGCGUGUGCGCCGAUGUGCUCGGCCUCGUCAAAGGCGAGGCUGGCAAGGUGCCUGCUGAGCCAUGCUGCACCCUCAUCAAAGGCCUUGUAGACCUCGAGGCCGCCGUCUGCCUCUGCACGGCCAUCAAAGCCAACGUGCUCGGCGUCGUCAUCGAUGUCCCUAUCAAGCUCAGCGCCCUCGUCAACUACUGUGGCAAAUGCGUGCCCAAGGGCUACAUCUGUGCGUAA
Miscanthus lutarioriparius is the source of this 804-nucleotide messenger RNA. NCBI's taxonomy places the organism in Eukaryota, Viridiplantae, Streptophyta, Magnoliopsida, Poales, Poaceae. The record is from the annotation of a GenBank genome assembly.